AUGGCCGCGCCGCGCAUGUCAGGCCUCGUGCGAAGAUUUCUCGCCCUUUGCUUCCUACUGAGGGCGGGGCAAUUGUUCGUACUUCCGAGGCUGACAGCAUCCCACGGCCGCGGCACCCACGGCAGCAUCACAGCUGUGACGCGGCAUGCGCGGAAGAAGGCACCGCCUCUCGAGCCGUUCGCCUUCGAGGUGGACGAGACCGAUCACUGUGAGACGCCCAGCAUGGCCUACAAGCACAUCACGCAGCUCUUGCGGGAGAUCGCUCAAGCCACCUCGCCGGAGGAGCAUUGGAGGAGAGUCGCUGACACCGAUGAUCGAGUAGUGCCACUCUUCUCGGGGCAAGGUCGCUCCGUCACUGUGCCCGCGCACAGCAAGACGCACAAGGAGCGGCCGCCCGCGGACUUCGCGAGCGAGACGAGAAGCGAAGAGGCAGAGAGGUUCCAGCUCACGCAGUAUUGCGACUGUGGACACUGGAUGCACUUGGCGAUCUUCGGCCUCUUCUUGAUCGUGGACUCCUCCAAGUACAUGGUGGACGUCCGGGCCAUCAGCCACAACCCGGUGACGGCGCAGGCGCUGGUCUUCCUGCAGGACCUCAUCUCAGUGCUGAUCUGUGUGGUGGCGAUACUGAGGUACAUUGGUCCCCGCGGGGUCGUCGACACCUUCUGCUCGGCGGAGCUCUUCCGGUGUUUGCCCACGGCGGUGCUCUUCUCGCUGAGCAACGCGGCCCUGGCCCACGCCAUCGGCCUGGGCAUCGGCGCCGCCACCGCCGUGGCGCUGGGAAGUUUAUACAUGCCGAUGAGCGCCCUCGUAUCUUGCCUGCACAUGCGCCUACGGCUGGCUCGAACUACACGCACUAGCACUCUUGACCUUUAG
Messenger RNA from Durusdinium trenchii, 873 nucleotides. NCBI's taxonomy places the organism in Eukaryota, Dinophyceae, Suessiales, Symbiodiniaceae. The record is from the annotation of a GenBank genome assembly.